This is a messenger RNA of Pocillopora verrucosa, 2685 nucleotides long. Its product is annotated as fructose-1-phosphate phosphatase YqaB-like. Lineage: Eukaryota; Metazoa; Cnidaria; Anthozoa; Scleractinia; Pocilloporidae. The record is from RefSeq and is a predicted model, not a curated record. Gene Ontology annotation, molecular function: sugar-phosphatase activity; beta-phosphoglucomutase activity.
AUAGGGAAAACUACAUAGCUAUUGUGCUUUCCCAAGAAACAGCGGAGGGUCGAGUUCUCGUAGGAUUGUGCAGCUUUGCACGUAUCAGAAAUCCAUCCAGAACCCAAAUCAGGGGCCGAGGGAGAUCUCUAGACAAUCGCUGUCGAAGCGAAAAGCACUUAAGCUUGGUGGAUUGACCGGCCGGACCGGGUUAUCACAUAGCAGUUUUAUCAUCAAUAACAACCUCUCCCUCGCAGAGGUUAAAGAUAAAGCCCUCAGGAUAAUGAUUCCUGAUUCUAGUUCUAUACCCGCAGAAGUAAAAGCCCUGGUUUUCGACUGCGAUGGUACUCUUGUGGAUACAAUGCCAAUUCAUUGGAGGGCUUGGUGUAAAAUCUGCAAAGAGACAGGACUCGUUUUCCACAAAACCGACUUCUACACGCUAGCGGGAGUACCCGGAAAGAAGAUUAUCAACAUUCUGGCCAAACAACAGGGAAUCAAACUUGAUCCGUUCGUUAUUUACGACAGAAAAAGGAAGUACUUUCUUGAAGGAUUAACGUCCGUUGCCCCCAUUCCAUGUGUUGUACGAAUCGCUCGAGAAGCUCAAAGAUUGGGAAUCCCAAUCGCUGUUGCUUCGGGAAGUUCGCGCACCCAAGUUCAAAAAGCCCUGAGACUAGCUGGGAUUGACAACCUAUUUGAUGUAGUGCUUGGAAAUGAAGAUUAUAAAGAACACAAACCUAAACCAGAUGCAUUUAUCACAGCAGCCAGUAGACUUGGUGUCAAACCUGAGGAAUGCUGGGGCUUCGAAGACACGGAUAUUGGCCUUGAAGCAUUAAGACAAGCUGGAUACCACAGGAUAACAGAUGUACGGCAAAUGGAAGGAUAUCCAGUCAGGACAGAUGAAAAUGGAUUAGCAAUAACAAAUCACGGCACAGAAUUUCGUACUCAAAGAUAUAGAGCCUUUACAACUUAAAGAGGUUAUUGACAUGCCUCUGGAAAGCGUAAAGUUACCAUGACAUUCAGUGCAACCCUUAAAUGAUGGUAGAUGUGUCACUAAGUUACUUUGUUUCAUACGUUAUUUUUAUUUCAUUCUAACUUUCCUUUUUCUUAUUUUAUAUAUUAAAAGAAAAUUCAAUGGGCCUUUUCAAGAGGAUCUUUGGUGGAAUAAUGUUAUUUAAAAACCACAUCAAUUUAGAAGCUGUAAAAUCUACAUUUAUCUUUAGAGAUGUGAACAAAAGUUUCCAGGGGACAAGAUCUUUGAAGUAAGAAUGUGGAAAUGGAUAUCAUUUUUAGAAACCUUUUAAAAAAUGUUUAGUCUAGCUUUAUCUCAUCAAAUGAAUUUUGCAGAGUUCAGUUAGGGUUUGAAACAUAUAUUAAUUUGAACAUUGUGGAGUGGAGUGAUGUUGGACAAUUCAUGUUUGGUAGAGAGCUUUAGGUAAUAUUUUUCAUUUAUCAACAGUCUGCAUUUGAGGGUUGCACUGAAAUUUUCAAAUCUAUAAACUUUUAUACAUGCAUUGUACAUUAAUUUUAUAAAAUAAGGAUCUGAUCACACUCUUAAGCCUACACAACUUCAAUUUUUUGACAAUGAUCUCAUGGGGAAAAACUUUGAGAACUAGUUAAUGUUACUAUACUCCAAGCUAGGUGUUUUGUGAUUGAAGAUUCUAUUUCUGUUACAGAUGAUUGAGAGUUGAUUUCUUUGUAUGUAAUUCCUGCUUUUACCAAAUCUGCUUUGUAGUUUCGUGAUUGCUGCAAUUUUGUUACAUAAUUUUUAGUAGGUUUUUGAUUAUCAAUCAACUGAAGUUCAGUUGACUAUUACAUCCUAAGAUUAGCAGACCCAUGAAUAUCACUGAGAAUGAUUUGAAAAUAACGGUUACUAAUUACAUAGGGAACAAAGUGAUUAUACACUGAAAUUAUUAACAGCAAAAGUAUUUAGUUUAGAUGAUGUUUAAACCAGAAAGGUUGCAAAUAUGCCAUGUCUUUAAAUUUUGUUGUAAAAAGUUAUCAUGAUGUAUUUAUUUAAAUUUUAGUUUCCCAAGUUUUAUUGGGAAUCAUCAGAAGGUAUUAAUGAUUUAAAUAUGGGAAGGAUAGGCAGAAAAAUUACAUUCACUGGAGAACAAAACAUGUUGGAGUUAGUGAUUAUAAGCAGAGUAUGAUUCUUUAUAAAUUAUAUGUAGUAAAACUGUGUUUUAUUACUGUUAGAACUAUCCUUCUCUGAUAUCUUGAUCAGAUGUGGAAACUUGUUUAGAGGGAAAGGAAAAUGAACUGGGAAAUGAUUGAAUGAUGAUAUUGAUCAAUGCUUCAUUGUAAAGAAACCACAAAGAAUAUCAAGAGCACCAACAUUGAAAGAUUCUGAAAUUGUUUUCACAAAACAAAUAAGUUGAAAUUUUGCAACAACGUUAUUAUCCAUACUUGUUGGUGACCACAUAAAAUUAUAGGCAGAUACAGACACAUUCUAAUGUUGAAGAAUGUGCCCAGUUACUUUGAAGGAACUGACCAUGCAGUAAUUUCGUACAUUAUCAAAUUGAUAAAUUUCUUAAGCUUGCAGGUGACAAGAUUGAAGAAAUUGUUAGAUUUAAUUCCAAAUUACCACAGCUAGAAUGUGAUAAAAAGUUAAGCUAGCUGACAAUAAAGGGAUUUGACAUUAAGAUUAAGCUGCUACAUCAAGGGAAAAUAGUAUAAUUAAAAAGAAAAUAAAUAGAUGAAUAUUUA